This is a messenger RNA of Knipowitschia caucasica, 861 nucleotides long. The record is from the annotation of a GenBank genome assembly. NCBI's taxonomy places the organism in Eukaryota, Metazoa, Chordata, Actinopteri, Gobiiformes, Gobiidae.
AUGGAGGAGAUGCUGAAAGAGAAACGUGAGGAUUGUGGCAGUCGCAGCGUGAUGCAGCUUCUCAGGGACCAGGACGUACGCUGGCAACUGGUCACUGUGCUGGUCAUAUUCACCUCCCUGCAACUAUGUGGCAUCAACGCGGUGUACUUUUACUCAUAUGAAGUAUUCCGUCAAGUGGGAAUCCGGGAACAGGACCUGCGGUACGCCUCUCUGGGAACCGGUCUGUGUGAGCUGUGUGCCUCCUCCUCUCUGUUUUUCAUCGCUCAGUUUUCAAGCAAAAGGAAUAUGCUGUUCAGAGGCUACGCGCUAAUGUCAGUGACCCUGGUCCUCCUCACCCUCACCAUGUACCUGCAGACACAUGUCUCCUGGAUGCCUUACUGCAGUAUGCUGCUGGUUUUUAUUUUCAUUUUUGCGUUUGGCAGUGGACCAUCUGGCAGCUCCACUCCGCUCCCAGGAGAGCUCUUUACUCAGCCCUACAGGUCUUCGGCCUUCGCUGUGGGGGUGACUCUGAACUGGUCUGGUCUGUUCUGUGUGGGGCUGCUCUUCCCCGUCCUCGUCAAGAAGCUGGAUUACUUCUGUUUCCUCCUGUUCCUGGCGUUCUGCAUGUCUUCGUGUUUGUAUGUGAGGUGGUUCUUUCCGGAGACCAUAAACCUCUCCCCGCUGGAAAUCGCUGAAGAGUUCAAGAAGAUUCACUCUAAAUCUAAGUCUGAGCCGACACCAGCGAGAGCGAAAACCUGCUCUGAUGGUGUGGUGGGUGUGAAUACCUGCUCUGAGGGGGUGGUUGGUGUGAAGACCUGCUCUGAGGGGGUGGUUGGUGUGAAGGCCGGCUCUGGGGGGGUCCUGUGUGAGACAGUGUUCUGA